Molecule: messenger RNA, 3327 nt
Organism: Pleurotus ostreatus (oyster mushroom)
Lineage: Eukaryota; Fungi; Basidiomycota; Agaricomycetes; Agaricales; Pleurotaceae
Gene: PMR1
Product: High affinity Ca2+/Mn2+ P-type ATPase-like protein
Exons: 9
Coding region: 1-3327 (1108 amino acids)
Biological process (GO): manganese ion transport; calcium ion transmembrane transport; intracellular calcium ion homeostasis
Cellular component (GO): endoplasmic reticulum; plasma membrane; Golgi membrane
Molecular function (GO): ATP binding; ATP hydrolysis activity; P-type calcium transporter activity
Source: RefSeq, a predicted model, not a curated record
AUGUCCAAUACUCGCUUCAACUCUCCGCUGGGAUACGAGCGCAAAAGGCCUCUUACGAGCCUCUCACUAUCUGAGGAACCCUCCACGUCGUCCAGCGGAUUCUUCAGGCGUAGCCGUUCGAUGCAUGUAGCCGCCAAUGACCCGGCGCCACGAAGUCCAUCGCCUCCAGCAUCCUCCUACUUCCCUUUGUUGUCGGCUGAUGGCUCAGCCAGACUCAGGCCGACGCCCGAUGCAGACUCGCACUUUGCUUACAGUACGACUCUUAGAAGACACCACAACGACUCGCUGGCGACCGUUGAGGCGGAGGCGAAUAGCAUAUGGCAGAGGGUCGUGGCAUUCAUAACAGGAAGCGCGAAUUCGGCGGAGGCAGGCAGGGCCAGUCCCCCAAUAGCGCAGAAAGAAGCGGUGAAGGACACGGUGUCGGCUAGGUUCGCGCAUUGCUCAGUAGAGGACACGAUCGCACACUAUCGAACAUCGGCCUCAAGCGGUCUACUCCACCAGGAUAUUCCGAGCUUGCUCGAACGGCACGGUUACAAUGAAUUCUCAGUCACGACACCAGAGCCAUUGCUCCUGAAAUUUGCAAAGACUAUAUACGAGAGCCCGUUGAUACUCCUGCUGUGCGGGAGUGCUGGUAUCAGCGCGGUCAUGGGAAAUGUAGACGAUGCCGUGAGUAUAACAAUUGCUGUUCUCAUCGUUCUCACCGUCGGGUUUGUGCAAGAACGACGGUCCGAGAAGUCUUUGGAGGCACUAAACAAGCUUGUUCCGCACCAUUGCCACGUCGUUCGUGAAUCGCAGUCAUUGCACAUCCUCGCCAACGAACUCGUACCUGGAGAUGUCGUUACUUUUUCCACAGGUGAUCGCGUACCCGCUGACUUACGUAUCAUCUCCUCUGUGGACUUGGAGAUAGACGAGAGCAGUUUGACGGGCGAGACAGAUUCGCGGAAGAAGGGGAUUGAUACUUGCGCGUUCGUCACAUCCAUGGGAGGCGGUGUGGGAGAGCCAGUGUCAUUAGCUGAGAGGACCUGCAUCGCGUAUAUGGGUACUCUCGUUCGAAAUGGACGAGGCACGGGUGUAGUCAUCGCUACCGGCGCGGAGACCGAGUUCGGAGUGAUUUUCACCAUGAUGCAGGAUGUCGAGGAGAAGCGGACGCCAUUGCAGUUGAGCAUGGACGAGCUGGCUAAGAAGUUGUCGAUGAUCUCUUUUGGCGUUAUUGGUGUGAUUUGUAUAAUUGGCGUCUUGCAAAGUCGGUCUUGGUUGGAAAUGUUCACGAUUGGAGUCUCGUUGGCAGUCGCGGCUAUCCCAGAAGGACUUCCCAUUGUUACGACCGUUACAUUGGCCCUGGGCGUGCUCAGAAUGUCGAGGCGCAAGGCCAUUGUGAAGAAGCUGCACUCAGUUGAAGCCCUCGGAUCGGUCUCUGUUAUAUGUUCCGACAAAACGGGUACUCUGACGAAGAACGAGCAGACAGUUACAGAACUUUACGCUGUUGAUGAAACAGUUUAUAUCGACCCUGCUACUGGCGUCCCGACCUACCCCUCGACAUCUACUUCGUCUGCAUCUCGACUCUCACCUGCUAUAAAGAGGGCGAUCGACAUCGGCGUUCUGUGCAAUAACGCCAGCUUGGUGAAGAACGAAAACGGAAUCUUUGUUGGACAGAGUACUGAUGUUGCGUUGCUGAAUGUGCUGGAUGUAUUUGGUUUACCGGAUAAGCGCACCGCAUUCAAACGACUUGGCGAGAAACCGUUUAAUUCCGAGAACAAAUACAUGGCGGUCUCUGGGAUCCUCGCCGAUUCCGCGAACCUCAACGCUCCCAUUGCCAGAGAGUUGUAUUAUAUCAAGGGAUCUAUUGACGCGAUUUUGGAUAAGUGCAAGUUCUACUAUGUUUCAGAGGAUUCUACCCCUGGUCUCGACUCGAACACCAAACAGGCGAUUUUGACCAAGGCCCACUCUACGGCUUCCAGGGGACUACGUGUGAUCGCCAUGGCGUACGGCUUCGGAAGCGUCGAUUCCCCUUCGUCUUCCUCUCCUUCAUCCAGAACGGCAUCCCCUGCUCCUUCUCCCUCCCCUUAUGGAGACAAAGAGAAAUCGAAUCUCGUCUUUGUAGGGUUCCAAGCCAUGUACGACCCUCCGCGCAAAGGUGUAGCCGACUCGAUCGCUCUUUUACAGAAUGGUGGCGUCCAGGUCGUAAUGAUAACCGGUGAUGCGGAGCAAACUGCACUAUCUAUCGCUCGUCAGCUUGGCUUGAAGUUGGGGCGUGGCGCAGGGGGACAUCUACGUGGAGGCAGCGUUAGCUCAGUGAGGAUGGAGCCCUUGCAAGGCACGGCUGCAGGUGGAGUUGAUGGUAUUGGAGCCCGUCCCAACUAUUGUUUAACCGGGAAGGACAUCGACCAAAUGACUAAGGCUCAACUGCGGGAACGUGUUGCAAGCGUUAGCGUGUUCGCCCGGACCACACCGCGUCACAAAAUGGCUAUCGUGGAGGCUUUCCAGAGCCGAGGGGAUAUCGUGGCUAUGACUGGUGAUGGAGUGAAUGAUGCUCCGGCACUCAAGAUGGCAGAUAUUGGCGUCUCAAUGGGUGUCAGUGGGACGGACGUGGCAAAGGAAGCUGCUGACGUGAUUCUUGUCGACGAUAACUUCAGCACAAUCUUGCCGGCCGUCGAAGAAGGCAAAUCAAUCUUCCAUAACAUCCAGAAUUUCCUAUCUUUCCAGCUGAGCACGGCUGCGGCUGCUCUUACGUUGAUCACCGUUAGCACUAUGCUUCAUCUGGACAAUCCGCUGAACGCUAUGCAAAUACUGUUUAUUAAUAUUCUUAUGGACGGUCCUCCCAGCCAGUCUCUCGGUGUCGAUCCCGUUGAUCCAGCUAUCAUGCGGCGUCCACCUCGGAAGAAGGACGCCCCCGUCAUUACCAAAAAUCUACUGUAUCGCGUUUUAUUUAGCGCGUCGAUGAUUGUGAUGGGAACAAUGUUUGUCUACAUCUACGCCCUUUCUGAUGAUGAUGAUGUGUCGAGACGAGAGCAGACAAUGACGUUUACGUGCUUCGUAUUCCUUGACCUUGUGUCCGCUAUACAAAAUCGGGGGCUGUCGUGCGGUCUUCAGCAAAACAAAAUGCUCCUAACGACCGUCUCGAUAUCAUUCUUGUCCCAGCUUGCCCUGAUUUACGUGCCGUUCCUUCAGGCCGUAUUCCAGACGGCUAGUCUGGGAUGGAGGGAUCUAGGGGUGCUUAUUGCCCUUGCGGGUGCCUCGGCAACGCUCCACGAGGUUCGGCGGAGGAUGGAACGGUCGUGGGACGCAACCGAGGGCGGAUGGCGAGGGGAAGUUGAGGAGAGGGCCUAG